GGCAAAACAAACCAAUCACUUCCCCGCAAAAAAAAGAAACAUAAUCGAAUCGAAAUAGGAAUUUCGGUAGAAGUUUCCGUCGCGUAAACAACUCUGGUUAUCACCGCGUUAACCAAAGCAAAACCCUAAAUCAAAAGUCUCAGCGUUGUCUGGGUCAUUCCUUUUCUCUUAUCUCGUGCUAUUCCUCACAGACAUAGAAUUCAAUUUCAAUUUUGAGAAGUAAAGAGUUUCUAGGUCACAAAAAACGAUGAAGAGAGUCUUCGGCGCCAAAAAGAACAAGGAGCCUCCUCCUUCCAUCGAAGAUGCCAACGAAAGGAUUAUGAAACGAGGUGAUACUGUGGAUGAGAAGAUUAAGAAGCUUGAUGUUGAACUCAGUAGAUACAAAGAACAGAUCAAGAAAACAAGGCCUGGUCCUACUCUCGAAGCUAUUAAAUCCAGAGCCAUGCGAGUUCUUAAACAAAAGCGAAUGUAUGAAGGUCAACGCGAUAUGUUGUACAAUCAGACAUUCAACCUCGAUCAAGUUCAAUUUGCUGCUGAGGGAAUUAAAGAUGCUCAACAAACUAUGUCAGCUUUGAAGUCUGCCAACAAGGAUUUGAAGGGAAUGAUGAAAACUGUGAAGAUCCAAGACAUUGAUAACUUGCAAGAUGAAAUGAUGGACUUGAUGGAUGUAAGUAAUGAAAUCCAAGAGACUUUGGGUAGAAGCUAUAGUGUUCCUGAUGACAUAGACGAGGAGGAACUUUUGGGUGAACUUGAUGCGCUGGAAGCAGACAUGGAAAAUGAAUCUGAAGGAGUCCCCUCCUACCUCCAACCUGAUAAAGAAUCUGAUUUGGAUUCAGAGCUUAACUUACCUUCAGCUCCAACCGGUCAAACAUCAGCUCCACAUGGCAGAUCCAAUGUCCAAACUGAAGAUGAACUGGGUUUACCUGCUGUCCCUCGGGCAACCCUACGCGGUUAAAGAAUGCUUUUUAUUUCCUUGGCGUAGCAAGACCCUGUAAAGUUGUGCAGAACUUGAUAACAUUGAUUUAUACAGUAAUUUCAUUGUCAUUAUUUGUAUUGAAGCACAUUGACACGGAAAAUGGAAAAAAAUAUUACUGGUGUUUGGCAUAAACUUAGAAUUCGGCAGUUAUUAGUUAUGGUCAGUAAAAUGUGUACACUUUUGUGAUACCAAUUUAAUUAUGCGAAUCAUAUUAGUUUUUUUUUCCAAA
Molecule: messenger RNA, 1205 nt
Organism: Vicia villosa (hairy vetch)
Lineage: Eukaryota; Viridiplantae; Streptophyta; Magnoliopsida; Fabales; Fabaceae
Product: vacuolar protein sorting-associated protein 60.2-like
Exons: 7
Coding region: 248-955 (235 amino acids)
Biological process (GO): late endosome to vacuole transport via multivesicular body sorting pathway; vesicle budding from membrane
Cellular component (GO): multivesicular body
Source: RefSeq, a predicted model, not a curated record